AGGUGUACGGCUGGGAACCGGCGCGUACUUACGAUACGCUGAUCAUGGGUUGGGGCAAAAUCAGUGAUUUGUCUGUUUGCGAUUCGCAACUCAUUGCCGGCGGGUUUUCGUUGACAAACGUUUCUGUAUAUGCGGUGGACUUGAAAAAAGUACAGCCGUUUGGGAACGCGAUUCCAUCCAAACAACAGAUCUAUUCGAGAGACAGCCCCUCCAGGUCAUUAGAAUCUAACCGAAGCGAUGAGGCGGAGACGGGAACGUCCGACGGCGACGAGUCAUCCCUCGCAGAGAUUAUGAAUAUCGGAGACCAUAGAGAGAUCUUUCAGUCUAGAAGAGAGUUAUGCCGAACCCCUCCCAAAGUGAUUCCAUUUAUUCCAAAUGACUUAAUUUCUGGUCCUUUUUGCACCGAUUUACAACGAAAACAUAGCGAUCCUAACCUAGCGGUCAGUUCGUCGCCUUACGGGCCGUUCUCCCAAAUAAACCGAUCGCAACAAUCGCUGGUCAACAGCAGAUCGUUAGCGGAAUUGGCGUUUAUUCCAACGCUGGCGCCAGAGGUGCCGACUCAUCCGCUCAAGUCAUCUUUCAGAGAACCGCUUCCAUCGAUUCCACAUCAGUUGCAACCAUUGAAACCACUGAAUCCCACCCCCAAUAACACCAAUAGUUUCGUUAAGUCUACGUCUGCCACAGCACUUAACCACUUGUCUCACAACCCGAUCGGCCAUUCCAUCAACAUUUCCAAUAACAACAAUAAUAACCAUUCCGUCAAUAAUUCCUUCAUUACAAACCAUAAUAACCAUCGGAUCACAAAUUUAGUGCAUCCGCGGCCAUCGGAAACUGUAUCUGUUGUACGGCCUGUGGUUAACGACAACUGUAAGACCGCCAGCGCUUCAAUUCUCAGUACAAAUGGAGUCCACUCUCAACAAAAGGCUGCCAUUGUUUUCCCCGAAACACGAUCUCCUCCGACGCCAAUGGACGGGCCGUUGGAAUUAAUUCCCGAGACUCGUGACCAACCGGCGGGACUCGAUUUGGAUGAAUUUUUGCCCAAACAUCUUCAGGACACUAUGCGAUUGGGUAUUCAUCCGCAGCCGGAAAUGUCAGAGUCUGAGGCCAUGUCCGCCAUAAUGAGAGGACACAAAUCAAUAGUCACUGUAUUAUCUCAUCGACGAAAGAACAUGUGUAUAAUACUGGCGAUGUGGAGCUCUAAGGACUCACGCAAUGCAUUGGAACAGGCAAUCCAUAUGGAGGACCAGUCCGUCAUUGUCGACAUUCUCAAUGUCAUCACUUUGAAGCCAGCUGUAUGGACUCUAGACAUGUGUCAAAUUCUUCUUCCAUGUAUUCAAGAUCUCCUUCAGAGUAAAUACGAAAGAUAUUUGAAUUGGUGUCAACACAAUCUGAGCAUAUAG
Messenger RNA from Medioppia subpectinata, 1400 nucleotides. NCBI's taxonomy places the organism in Eukaryota, Metazoa, Arthropoda, Arachnida, Sarcoptiformes, Oppiidae. The record is from the annotation of a GenBank genome assembly.